AUGGUAAUGUGUUUGAUCUCGAAUAUUGGAUUCGGGUUUGGUUGCGCCUAUUUCUCCCACUACGAGGAGUCAGGUAUAGGAGCACAGUGGGAGAACGUGUGGGUCAGCCCGCUCCUGGGAGACUCCUUCUCUCUGGCAGGAUGCAUGGGAAUGCUCCUCAUAGACUCCGCUCUCUACGGAAUACUUACUUGGUAUAUAGAAGCAGUGUUUCCUGGUGAGUUUGGGGUUCCUAAACCCUUCUACUUCUUCUUAACACUCUCCUACUGGACAGGGAGGUCUAGAAGGAUUCUACAGUAUGAUAGUGAACCGGAUAUCCGGAUGGGAGAGAGACCGAAGCAUACGGAAUCUGAACCAACACAUCUCAAACUAGGUGUCUCGAUCAAGCAUCUUCACAAGGUGUACAACAACGGUAAGAUAGCUGUCGAGGAUUUAAACCUGAAUUUCUACGAGGGGCAAAUAACCAGUUUUCUAGGACACAAUGGAGCAGGGAAAACUACAACUAUAUCUAUCCUGACUGGUCUAUUCCCUCCCUCUGCUGGAACAGCUCUGAUCAACGGAUUAGAUAUAACUAAAGAUAUGGAUGAAAUCAGAAACUCAAUGGGAACAUGUCCACAGCACAAUGUUCUUUUCCAACAGCUGACCGUUGAAGAACAUUUAUGGUUCUUUGCUAGAAUUAAAAACCAACCCAAGGAGGGUUUAAACGACCAGAUAACACAGAUGAUCAACGAUUUGGGGAUUCCUCAUAAACGGCAUGCUCUGAGUAAAGAUCUAUCUGGUGGAAUGCAGAGGAAGCUAAGUAUAGCCUGCGCUUUUGUUGGAGGAUCUAAGGUUGUUGUACUUGAUGAGCCUACAGCUGGAGUGGAUCCAUACUCUAGGAGAGCAAUCUGGGACCUCCUCAUCAAAUACAAGGGGAAUAGAACUAUUAUCCUUACAACACAUUUCAUGGAUGAGGCCGAUCUUCUGGGUGACAGGAUUGCAAUAAUAAACUGCGGAAAGCUUGUCUGUUCUGGUUCAUCCCUGUUCUUAAAAUCCCUUUAUGGUGUAGGGUAUUAUCUUACCCUGGUUAAAGCGGGGGCUACGGAGAAUACAGGGAAAGAUCAGUUUAUAGAUAUUAUGAAAGUGCGAACUGCAGGCUCUAGUGCAAACACAAGCAGGGAUGAUGAUGAUGGUAUAGAGGAUAUAGAUGAUGAUGAAGGAAUAUCUGAUGUAUCAACUAAGGACACAAUUAUCAAUCCCUCCAGUGGAAACUCAAAGUAUCCCACCUACCCUCUCACCAAGUUUAUACAACGGUUUGUACCGAAUGCCGCGCUAGUUGAGGAAAUAGGACAAGAAAUCGUCUUCGUUCUGCCAGUUGAAGAGACUAAAGAGAUAAGUAUGAAACAGUUUGAACUUCUGUUUAACGAACUGGAUUUAUUUAUGAACAAAAUGAACAUCUCUUCAUAUGGACUCUCCGACACAACCCUAGAAGAGAUAUUUCUAAAAGUAGCAAGUAAUGAGAAUGAUGGAGAAAUAGUUCGAGGAAAUACUUCUGCAAUCGCAAAUAAACUUAGAAGAAGGUCUCUACUGAGCUCCAGUGUGGUAAAGAACAUAGGAACUGCAUUUACCCCUGAAAAAGUCGAAUCAGGAUCCCGCAAAGUUAAAGUUAUGCCUGGAGAAUCUACUGCAUAUCCAUCUAGUCCCUUGGGAGCUAAACAAGACUCUGAGGUUCAAAUUGGAGACUCCGAGAGUCAUGUUUUAACUUCACACAAGAAUCCGAGUGAAUUGCAAAUUGUUAAAACAGGAAAGCCGCUUGUUCUCAAGCAUAUCAUGGCACUGGAGAUAAAACGGUUUCAUCACUCCAAACGGAACAAAAAAGGGUUUAUGUGUGAGAUCCUGCUUCCUGCGGCGUUUGUUUGCCUGGCCAUGGGGUUCACAAUGAUACUUCCGCCACUAGUCGAGGAACCGGAAAUGGAAAUGUCCCCUUGGCUAUAUCCGGGAAAGGGUGGACCGAAUUAUAUAUAUUACUCGAACUCCCUUCCUGGUUACCCGACUGACUGGCCGAACAGAUAUACUGAUGCUCUUCUCUCCUCUGAUAGUGCUGGAACUAAAUGUGUUGGUCCAAAUAAAAACAAGUGUGAUAGCUCUACCCUACAAUACAAGAAUCUUCUGCUUAAAUAUUCAUCAAAUAUUACAACAGAUGAUUCCAAAAACCCACCAUGUACCUGCUCGAUUGGGACACAGAUUUGUCCAGAGGGGGCAACAGGCCCCUCGCCCCCUUCUAUUAAGAUCCCUACUGGUGAUAUACUGAUCAACAUGACCUCCCGGAACAUUAGCCAGUGGUCGAUCAAGACCGAGGACCAAUUCGUCAAGCAACGAUAUGGAGGAUUUGAAUUCGGAGUGAAGAACCCGAUGAUCUUAAAGAAUAUGACGUUGAUGAGGGAGGUCUUCGAGAGGAUAGUGGCGGCAGCAAAUCAGGGAAGAAAUGUGUUUUCCGGGUUUGUGGAGGCAACAGCUGUAGACGCUCUUUUCGGGUAUAUAGAUACACUGCUGGACCCGAACAUGUUUGAUAAUAUCCGAAUCUGGUUUAAUAACAAGGGUUGGGCUGCUUCUGUCGCCUACAUGAAUGCUGUUAACAAUAUUGUUCUCAGAGCAACAGUAAAGCAGACUGAAGAAGACGACGUGGACGCUUUCUUAAACGAUUUUGAUUCCUCCACUGAUAAUAAAUAUGACACCUCACAGUAUGGAAUUAGGUUGAUUUCCCAUCCAAUGAACUAUACAGAGACACAACUUGACAAAGAACUCAUUCGACAAGUCGGGAUAAGGGAGACAUGCAUUCAUUCAUCCUUUAUCCAUUCUUCCAUUCAUCCACCCAUUCAUCCAUUUAAAAAUUAUAUUUGUUUAGGUGUAAAUCCUUCAACCUACUGGGUGUCAGCUCUCCUGUGGGACCUGAUCAUGUAUACCGCAUCUGCGUCACUUUGCGUCAUUAUUUUCCUCAUUUUUGACGCAGAUGCGUACGUUUCUGAGGAUAAUCUUGGCCCAUUAGUUCUCCUAUUGCUACUGUACGGGUUUGCUUCUGUACCUCUUAUGUACCCUGCCAGCUUCGUAUUCUCUGUACCCAGUUCGGCAUUCGUGACCCUAGCCUGCGCAAACCUGUUUAUCGGGAUCAUCACAACCAUCACCACCUUCGUCCUGGAGAACUUCGACGACGUCGAGCUCAAGAAUAUCGGCAACAUUUGUAAGAAGGUGUUCUUGAUUUUCCCGCAUUAUUGCCUGGGCCGUGGACUCAUGGAUAUGGCCACAGAGCAGAGCAUUAACUCGGUUAUUGCAAAGUUUGGACUUAUCUCAGUCAGGAGCCGAUUUGAAUUCGAUUUUCUCGGAAAAUACUUCCUGUGGAUGUUCGUCCAAGGAAUUGUUUUCUUCCUCGCUACGCUCGCGAUUCAGUCCGAGUUCUGGACCUGGAGAUUGAAGAAGGACGAGACGGAAACGAAAGUACCGGAGGAGAUAGAGGAUCUGGACGAGGAUGUGGAGAAAGAACGGAGUAGGAUUCUAAACUCUCAAGGUGGAUCAGAUGUACUGCAGACCAAGAACCUGUUCAAAAGAUACAACAAGAAUAUUCGCCAAGCAGUUGAUAAUCUGACCUUCGGAGUAAGCAAGGGCGAAUGCUUUGGCCUGCUCGGGGUCAACGGAGCUGGAAAGACGACGACAUUUAAAAUGAUGACUGGAGAUACGGACGUAACUGCCGGAGAGGCGUUUGUUGGUGGAUACAGUAUACUCAGGGAUAUGGAUAAAGUCAGAAGCAGUCUUGGAUACUGUCCACAGUUUGAUGCUCUAGAUUCACUGCUUACUGGACGUGAGCACUUGACCUUGUACGCUCGGCUCCGAGGAUUGGAUGAAGCCUCUGUGAAGCGAGCAACUGAAUGGGGAUUAAAGAAACUGGGACUAGUCGCUUACUCUGAUAGAUGUGCUGGAACCUACUCUGGUGGUAAUAAACGGAAACUAUCAACUGCCAUAGCGCUUGUAGGAAAUCCGUCCAUCGUGUUCCUUGAUGAGCCAACAAGUGGAAUGGACCCAGGAGCCAGGAGGUUCCUCUGGAACAGUAUACUAGAGAUGAUCAAGGGUGGACAGUCUGUAGUCCUAACCUCCCACUCUAUGGAGGAAUGUGAGGCUCUAUGUUCAAGAUUAGGAAUCAUGGUCAACGGACAGUUUAAAUGCUUAGGUUCUAUCCAGCAUUUAAAGAACAGGUUCGGAUCAGGAUAUACUCUUACUAUACGAUGUGAGGAGGGGAAAGGAGAAGAGAUGAGUGCCAGAAUGUCGGUACUUCUACCCCUGGCCGAACUAAAAGAGGAACAUUAUAAUCAACUUCAGUUCCAGCUUCCAGUUAUAGGAACCAAACUACCUGCUGUAUUCAGACAUAUGGAAGAUUUGAGGGCUCAAGGAUUCUUAGAGGAUUAUAGUUUAACUCAGACUACUCUAGACGAAGUCUUUGUUAGGUUUGCUAAGGAACAAACAGAUCUGCAGGAAGAUGAAAUAAAACCAAAGAAUCUCAAACAAAAAAUUCUCGACACCAUGACUAACAAAAAGAAUUAAAGUAUUUUUUUUCUCAAUUUUUCACAAUUUACAGUGUUAUUUUUCCAACUAAAGUAGAUACGUUAUGUACUGUAUUUCGGUGCAAUAUUCAAUGUUAUGCUGUACAGUUUUCAAUUAACCUACUGUACAAGGUGUACGUGUACAAUGUUUGCAGUAAAAAGAAUGUCUCACUAAUAUAGUCACGAUAUUUAUAUCUACCUCUUCACCACUUAUAGGUGGUGUUACAAUCAAUAUAUUUAUCCGGACUAAAUACAGGUUUAUAGGUGGUGUUACAAUCAGCAUAUUUAUCCGGACUAAAUACAGGUUUAUAGGUGGUGUUACAAUCAAUAUAUUUAUCCGGACUAAAUACAGGUUUAUAGGUGGUGUUACAAUCAAUAUAUUUAUCCGGAUUAAAUACAGGUUUAUAGGUGGUGUUACAAUCAAUAAAUUUAUCCGGACUAAAUACAGGUUUAUCCAAAAAUAAUAUAAUAAUAACGAACGUUAACUGUUAACAUUGUAACGAACUAAAAGCUAAAUAUUGUUUUUGCUAUGUGAAUAGUUCUAAAUGAUAAACUUAAUUAUUUAGCAAAGUUGCAGGAACACAAAAACUUAAGAAAGAUGCGAAUUAGAUUUCGUUAAGUCGUCUCUGAAGUCUCAACUUUUGUGGGUAACCCUGUAUGUUGUGCUGCAAUCAAUGUCUAAUUUCUCAUAUCUUAUAUGUAGAUAUGUAUACAGGAAAAAAAUAUCUCACUUGUCUAAGUUAUGGUUUAGUCAUUAUACAGCAUACAUAUUAACACUGUAUGGGUAGAAUUUUAUGUAAUCAAAUAUUGUAAUCUUUACUAGCAUCUAGUAGCUUUGUCUAUCUACUUGUUACUUUUUCAUUAAAUCAUGUAUUAAAGAGGCUGUCAACAAAAUUUUAAAGUUUAUCAUAUUCAUAAACGUUUCUCAAAAGUCCUUAGUUUUAGAAACCAAGAAUUUGAUUUACACACCAGGCAGGCUUAUUUUAUAUUACGUUGAUUAUUCUUAUAAAAAGGGAAUUGUUCCCCUUUUCAAAUAUAUUCUUUUUAUUGUACAGUAUUAGGAAAAUGAAAAGAAGUAGUUGCCACAAACUCAAAUUUUUUUAAUUCCUAAAUCUUUACAACCAGCUAUCGUAUACCUUUAAUAUUUCAAUUUGUGAAUUAUAUUAGAUGAAAAAGUCUAAGAUUGAAAUAUCAAAGAUUUACAACAUCAGGUUGGAAAAAUAUAUGGACUCGAAAAAUUAAACUUGUGGCAAAAAAUCAAUUUCUUUUUUAACACAACAAAGUCAAAAAAUAAUAUAAUAUUAUAAUAUUUUUUCAAAAAGGUAAAAAAUAAACAAUCCUGAAAAAUAUAAACAAGGUAUAUUAUUUAGUCAUAAAUAUUUCCUAUUCUCUGUGAUUAGCUAUGUAUUUGUCCCGUCCAGUAUAAUUAGAAUCAUUCCGUAGAAAGCUAUUUUAUAAACCUAUCUUACUAAAUAGUACAAUUUUAACGCCACAUGAACAUGAUUUUGAGAAAUCAAAUAUAUUAGAAUUUACUAGAUGCCUAGUGUGCACUUACUUGCCCCCAAGGAACUGAAUGUUUGCUUCAAACUCACAUUUUCCAGCUAAACUCUAUAUCUUUGCAACCUGAAAUUCAUAGUUUGAAAUAUCAUAGGUCUAUGACAUUGGAUGGCAAGGAUAUAGA
Molecule: messenger RNA, 6246 nt
Organism: Eurytemora carolleeae
Lineage: Eukaryota; Metazoa; Arthropoda; Copepoda; Calanoida; Temoridae
Product: ATP-binding cassette sub-family A member 2
Exons: 50
Coding region: 1-4566 (1521 amino acids)
Biological process (GO): lipid transport; transmembrane transport
Cellular component (GO): intracellular membrane-bounded organelle; membrane
Molecular function (GO): ATP binding; ABC-type transporter activity; ATP hydrolysis activity
Source: RefSeq, a predicted model, not a curated record